Molecule: messenger RNA, 2109 nt
Organism: Nicotiana attenuata
Lineage: Eukaryota; Viridiplantae; Streptophyta; Magnoliopsida; Solanales; Solanaceae
Source: RefSeq, a predicted model, not a curated record
CACCAAAAUUUAGUUAAAACAGUCUGUUUCAACUUUCAAUUCCCUCCUCUAUCUUUCUCUCUCUCUAGAACCUUCCCUCCUUCCAAUUUUCUCUCUCUACCUAUACAUACAUAAUAUUUUCUUUACUGCCCAUAUAUUCACCUAUGCAAUCUCUGUUUCUUCUUCUUGAAUUCUGAUUUCUAGUUAUUAGUCUCUAUUCUGUUGGUUCUUCGUUUUUCUUUUUAGUGUUCGUUUAAUUUUCUGUUACGAAGUUUUUUAAUGGAGAUGCAAAUGACAAUGGAGGAUUCGUGUUCGAUUUCGUCGCUUUUUGAGUUUUCUUCUGGAAUAUCCGCCGCUGCUAAAAAUCGAAUAGUUCGGAAAUUGACGAAGAUACCUAUAAUACCGUGCACGCCUCGAAGUUGUAAAUUUAGGGUUUGUUAAAUCUUCUGUAAGGUUUGGUCAAAUUUACUCUUUACUUGUCUUGUUUUUACUUCCUGAAGCCGAAUUUUAAAGAAUUGAUGUGGGAUUUUACCACGGUAUUGUGAAUUUCGUGCUCGCGAAGUUGCUAAGUUCGGAACAUUGUGGCAAUUGUUGGUUCGGAAUUACCGAAUUUUGAAUUUCCUGCUUGAUAAUUCUGUCAAAUUCGAGAAAAUUUGUGUUUCUAUUGUUGUAUUUCAUGUGAAAGUUCGGAAAAUUUAGCCGUUUGUUUGGUAUAUGUGAUAUUUGAAUCUUAUGGCGGGUAGACAACUAGGUUUCCCCAAGACGAGUGGUUGUAACUUGAAAGAGCAAUUAGUGAGGAGAACUUUGAAUAAUGUGAGGUCUCAAGGACAUACGUAUAUUGAGCUUAGAGAAGAUGGGAAGAGAUUAGUCUUUUUCUGCACGCUAUGUCAUUCGCCGUGUUAUAGUGAUUCUGUCCUGUUUAAUCAUCUGAAAGGUAGUCUUCAUACUGAAAUGGUCGCAGCUGCUAAAGCCACAUUGUUGAAGCCGAAUCCAUGGCCGUUCAAUGAUGGUGUGCUUUUCUUUAAGGAUCCGGAGCAUGAUAAGCAGCACUUGCCUAUCGCGAAUGUUGGUCAAAGCAGGCUGGCUGACACUUGUCUUGUAGAUGAAAGUAGCCUUGCUAUUGUUGAGUAUGGUGGAAAUUCGAGACCUAAUGGGGAUGUACCUGAUCUCGAGGAUGAGUACUGUGAGUUGACUGGUAAUGGACAGAGUGAUAACUUGGUUAUUCCGGGUGUGUUGUGUAAAGAUGAAUUAUCUGAUCUAGAAGUGAAUCUUAUUGGUAUUGGACAAAUUGCUGUGCGGCUUACUGUGCAUGACAUUGACUCUAAAAGCAUUCGUAAAAUAUGGUGUGAAUGGUUGGGAAAAAAUGAUUCUGAUGAUAUCGAUGUCUCUGUGGUGCCAGAUCAUGACUUUGCGGUUGUUACAUUUCCUUAUAACUAUAAUUUGGGUAGGAAGGCGUUACUUGAUGACAGAUUUUUGCUCCCCUCCAGUCCUUAUUCGGAAUCUGAGGAGACCAUAACCAUUGGUGCUGGAAACAAGAGGAGGAGGAAGUCAUUUUCGGACCCGGAGGAUAUCAGUGAGUCUUUGAGUAAUCAGUGUGAUUCUUCUGGGGAAGAAUCUCAAUCAACAAAUAGCUCAAAUAUGAGACUGAUAUUGGGAACACGUGAUGAUCAACUAGUGGGUUCAAGAAUUAUAUCCAGCAAAACAAUGAGGAGAGAGUUGAGGAAACAGCAGCGAGUAGCUUCUGAGAGAAUGUGUGAUAUCUGCCAACAGAAAAUGCUUCCUGGUAAAGACGUGGCAGCUCUACUGAACAGGAAAUCUGGAAGACUUGUUUGCAGCAGUAGAAAUUUGACAGGGGCGUUUCAUGUGUUCCAUGUAUCUUGCCUGAUUCACUGGAUACUUCUAUGUGAAUUGGAAACUUAUGGAAAACCCGUCGACGAACCAAAAGUGGAAACCAAAGCAAAACGAAGAUCUAAGAGGAAGACUGGAGCGAAACACAGUGCAAAAGGGAAGAAAGAUGAGAUAAAAGCAGUGAGGAGACAGAUAUACUCGGUGUUCUGUCCAGAAUGCCAGGGCACUGGUAUAAGCAUUAAGGGAGAUGACCUGGAGAAGCCUACUGUCCUGCUUUCUGAG